GACAGAGCAGGAAUGAAAACAAGAGAGGGGACACGCCUUCUCUCCUAAAAGGUUAUAGCAGCUUAAUAAGUGUCAGAACUGGGCAGCCCGUCGUGCUCACGUCGGGAGACCGAAUAACAACAACAAAAACACAGAAUAAUUAGCCUCGCCGAAAUGGAGUCCACAGAAAUGUCCGACUACGUUGCCAGCAGUCGUUGGUCAUAAGCGCUCGAACAUUAGCAGUAGAAUCGUGUGAAAGGCCAGCAGAACAUGCCCAACCAGAAGAGCAACAAGGGGAAGAAGAGCAAACGCACCAACAGUAGCGGAGAUGAGCAGGAAAAUGGAGCCUGUGCGGCCGCAACAGGAGGCGCGGCCGCGGCUGCUGCUGUCACUAUCACCGCCGCCGCCGCUGCCGCCGCCGCCGCCGCCGCCGCUGCUACUGCGCCCGGGAACGAGCGUUCAAAUGAGGUCAAGUGUGCGACCCCUCUGGGCUGCAGCCUGGGCCGUCCCAUCGACCUGGAGAAGGACGACUACCAGCGGGUGCUCUGCAACAACGAGCUCUGUCCCUACGGCAACUGGAUGCAUCUGCAGUGUUUCUACGAGUGGGAGAGCUCCAUCCUGGUGCAGUUCAACUGCAUCGGCCGCGCGCGGUCAUGGAACGAGAAGCAGUGUCGGCAGAACAUGUGGACCAAGAAAGGAUACGACCUGGCUUUCAGGUUCUGCUCCUGCCGUUGCGGCCAGGGUCACCUGAAGAAAGACACCGACUGGUAUCAGGUGAAACGCAUGCAGGAUGAGAGGAAAAAGAAGCCAUCUGAGAGGAGCACUGGGAGGACAGGGGCCAGUGGAGGGGCUUCUGGAUCUGGGGAUGGGUUGUUUGAGGAGCCCAGGAAAAGUAAGCCGGUGUUGGGAUCGCAUAAAACAGCACACAGAGCCUCGAGUCAGGAGCUACCGAGAAAACAAUCAGUGGAGCGCCAGAACUCUGUUGAGAGAGGAGCAGCAGGGGGACUCUUUCCUCUGGGACCUCCUCACAGAUCUCCAUGUGACUCCCCAGGACAAUCUCCCCCAUCUGGAUUUUCCUUCUCGCCAACCUCUGUCCUCGGACCUAGUGUAGGUGGGCCAGCUUUCCGGGGCUCCCGUCAAUUAGGAGAGUUCCUCAAAUCAGCGGUCCACAUGGACACACAGCGCAAGCACCUUUUAGUCGGAGGGGCCUUUAGCCGAGGCUCCGGCGGUAUUCCUCAGCUUGACCCCGCAGCUGUUCUACCCCUGCCCAUGGCCUUCACCCUCCCGCUUCAUCACCGGCUCACCUCGGGCAGUGUGGGUGAUGCCGCUCUUCCUCAGCCCGUGCAGUUCCUAAGGAGGCUGGACCUCUCGGAACUUCUCACUCACAUCCCUCGCCAUAAACUCAACACCUACCAUGUUCGCAUGGAGGACGAUGCCCAGGCGGGCCAGGGAGAAGAACUACGCAGGUUCAUCCUGUCCACCCUGAGCGCGAGCCAGAGGAACGUGGUCAACUGUGCGCUGUGUCACCGGGCACUGCCGGUGUUUGAACAGUUUCCGCUGGUGGACGGCACCAUGUUCCUCAGCCCGUCACGCCACGACGAGAUCGAGUACGACGUUCCGUGCCACCUGCAAGGUCGCGGGGGCAGCAGCCCAAGCAAAGAAAGCCAGACUUCCCUCUCCCCAGCCACUUCGUCCAGCUCCUCCCGGGGGAUCCCGAGGCGUUACCAGUUCCGUUUAGAUCGGUGAUGGUGAGGAAACCCCAUGUCAAAUGCGGGACACACACAUCGAAGCUUCCAGACACGCAGUAUCACUCGUUUUGCUUCAGUAUCAUUUCACCCACCCCUCGUCAUUGCUGUGUGUGAGUGACAGGAAGAAAAGCACCGACCCACUCGUUGGUUUGUAUGCAUAAAUAUGAACACCAAAACUCCUUGAAGUGGUAUCAUUAAAAGGCCGAGCAUUAAUCAUCAGGAGGCAUGUAUGAGACAUCAAUAUAGAAGAUUCAACUUUGCCGCCUUGAACCCCGCAAAAUGACGCACCUCCAUUCCAAAAGUUUCAGAACAUUUCAUAUAGCAGUAAUUAUGUCUAACAUAUGUACACUACUGUACAUGUAAACACAUUUUUUUACAUCCUUUGCUUUCAUACGUAUUGUUUUAGGGAGGUGACAAUAUGGAAAAUGGGUUCAAAAAUGACUUAUUAAAAUCUUUUAACCAAGUUUUUUUUCUAUUUUAAUGAAAUAAAAUACAUAGACACACAAUAUACUAACAUCAAAUAUUGUUCUGGUUUCUUAAGAUAUUUUUUUGUCUCGAGGUGUCAAACUCAAGGCAGUUCUGACCCGCCACAUCAUUUUAUGUGGCCCGCGAAAGCCUGGACAAAAAUGGUGUGAGGAGGCGUGGCCUGCGGACCUGCAGCGAGGCGGGGUGUGCCAGGGCCGGCUCCGAGAUCGGCGAUAGGUGUGUGGAUGGCCCAGCUGGGCGCGUUUGUCUGAUCACCUGUCACCCCGUAAAAGGGCAGCAGCCGAGAGGAGAGUGGUUGAUGGUGGAGAGAAAACCCGAGCACGAGUGAGACGGAGACCGAGACGGAGACCAGAGCAGAUGGCUGAAAAGCAACCGGAAGAACGAGAUGUCACGAUAGGCGAUUGCUGGAAAGCAGAGCGAUGAGUUUAUUGAAAAAUGAACAAAAUCACAAAACCGUCAAGCCUGUCAUGUCUCUACUGGGUGGUCCGAGGAACCUGAAGGUGCAAGACCACCACAAAUGGGUUUCAAUAAAAAGAACCACUGUGUUAAGAAACACUAAAAUAUAUAGAGUGCAUAAAUUGUGGUAGUCAGUAACAUGUUCAUCUGACAGCAUCCUCAGGGACUCAUCCCACCCAGGUCACCACUGGCUUGAACGCUUGCCCUCAGGGAGGCGCUAUAAGACCAUCAAAGCAAGGACAAAUAGACUGAAAAACAGAUUCUAUCCUAGAGCUGUUAUUUGCCCUAAACUCUGCACGUACCUGAACACUCACCACUUUAUUAACUUGCUUACCUCUGAUAGAGAUCUACUGUGCAAUAUGUUUUUAACAUUUUAUUAUGUUUUUAAAUUUGAAAUUGUUUUAUUAUUGUUUGUUGUCUUAAGACUAUUUUCUGUAGGUUGUUUUUAAAAGCACUGAGCUGGAUUGCUGUCCAAUUUUGUUGUUUCCAUACAAUGACAAUAAAGGUAUUCUGGUUCUGAUCUUUAGAUCGAGUAAAGUAGAAAAAUGGUGACAUCACUCAAUCCUGGAAACAUGAAAAACAACAAUCCGACACACCAGAAGUACAUUGUUGCACCACCUCUGGCUUUUAUAUUAGCUUAGUCUCUGAGACAUGGACUUAACGAGUAACAAACAGAACUCCUCAUGCUCCAACUGUCUCUGAUUGCUGUUGUCAGAUCAGCUGUGCAGGUUGGAGUCUUGUCAAGGAAUAUUUUCUUCAAUUUCCACCACACAUUUACAAUUGGAUUGAGAUCCGGACUAUUUUGCAGGCCAUGACAUUGAUUUGUGUGUCCUUCUUUCUUUGUUUUAAGGAAAGUUUCUACACUUUUUGUUGGAUGGCAAGAUGCAUUAUCAUCUUGAGAAUGAUGUCAUCAUCCCCAAACAUCCUGUCCAUUGAUGGAAUAAGAAAAGUGUCCAGAAUGUCCACGUAAAAUUGAAGAUGUGAUGGCAGCCAUCUCCCCGGUGCCAUUACCUGACAUGCAGCCACAUAUCGUCAAUGACUGUGGACAUGUGCAUGUUUUCUUCAGGCAGUCGUCUUCAUAAGUCACAUUGGAACAACACUAAACAAAAAUUCCAAUGCAUAUCACUGAAUACGACUUUCAUCCAGUCAUCCAUAGUCCACCAUUGCUCGUCCUUAGCCCAUUGGAUCCUUGUUUGUUUCUGUUUAGGUUUUAAUGACUUGCUCUUGUUGACUUUUUCUCUAUUUAAAUCCCAUUUGCUGCAGUUUCCACCCAUUGGUUUUAUUGUGUAUUUCCUCGUUUCAAGACAUGUUGCUUGGAAGUUUUCGGUCUUGAUGUUUUCCUUGGUCUACCAGUAUGUUUGCCUUUUACAACCUUCCCAUGUUGUUGGUACAGAGCUGACUGUGAACAAUCAACAUUGUUUGCAACAUGGCGUGAUGAUUUACCUUAUUGAAGAAGUUUGAUAAUCCUCUCCUUUGUUUCAAUUGAAAUCUCACACGCUGCAGCCAUGAUUCAUGUCAAUCCACCUGGUGCAACAGCUCACUAUUGAAUUGUUUUAAUCUGAUGCAGGUGUUAGCUUUGGAAAUUAAUAUUUACUGGGUGAUUCCAUAAUUUUUUCCCCCCUCAGGAUUAAGGGAUUCUGUUUUUUUUUUCUUUUUUACUUUGCUUGAACUAAAAAUGAAACUGUUACUGACUACCACAGUUUAUGUUCUUGAUUUAUGUUAGUGUUUCUUAAAGCCAGAAAGCUGCCAUUUGAAAUGACCAUAGUUUGUUAAUUUUAUGUCUGUUAUCUGCUUUUUUUCUCUACAAAAUUAAACAACCAAAUGAACAUCCUCCAAGUCUGGUGAUUCCAUCAUGUUUGCCAGGCUUGUAGAUCGAUCACACUCUUCUAAGUGAGCACAUCUUGUAGGUUCAAUACGCACAAUUGAAAAUCUUAAGUUACUCAGACAAUAAAGUGUUUGUACUUGUUUAGA
Molecule: messenger RNA, 4640 nt
Organism: Entelurus aequoreus (snake pipefish)
Lineage: Eukaryota; Metazoa; Chordata; Actinopteri; Syngnathiformes; Syngnathidae
Gene: heca
Product: hdc homolog, cell cycle regulator
Exons: 6
Coding region: 250-1725 (491 amino acids)
Source: RefSeq, a predicted model, not a curated record